AUGUCGGAUAUAAACGUACAAAAUCUUUCUAAUAAACAAAAUGGGUUAAACGAGUCAACAGAAGUUGACACUACAAGUAAUAAUGACACCACUUUAUGUGUUUCGCCGUAUCCUUCAUUAAUAAAUGAUACGUCCACGUCUUUUAACCUACCAUCGGUUGAGAAUCGGACAGAUUCUAUUGAACAACCUUUAAAUCGUGAAGAGUUUCGUAACAACAUAACGAAAGAACAACCAACGUCUCAAAGUUUUACUCAAAUAAUUGAAGAGAAUGUUGUACCUCAUGAUCAAAGCGAAGAGCAACCUAAUAAAGGCUCUCUAGAGGAUGAUAAAUUAACUAACUACGAACAGGAAUCAACUGGUGAAACAAACCAUGAUUCUGUCCAAGAAGAAAUAGUUACUGUUCUCGGUGAAGGAGUAGUUCAUACUCCACCGAGUUUGUGUGUGAUAGAGAUAGAUGUGCCAAACAAUCAGACAAAAAUGCCUUUAUCCAUCCCUGACAAUAAUACUAUACAGAACCAGGUUUCGCUUGAAAAAUCUGUCGAACCAUACUGUCAAUCUCCAACGCCAGAGUUAUCUAAUAUUCCUCAACCAUCCCUUGAGCAAUCAUUACCUAAAACUGGAUUAACUAAUCAAAAUGAAAAUGAAAAUAACAAUAUGGAUACAGAUGAUAUUCUCGUUUCCCAAAUUGAUCAAGAUUCAAUUUCUAAAUCUUUUCGCACAAAAGCAGCAGAUCUUUUUGACGUCCCAAAUAAUGUUGCUACAAAUAAUGUUGCUACUGCAGGUGAUACGUCACAUUGUGAAUUUGGCCCAAGUUCAAAUCCUAAUAUUACUGAAAACACACCUUCAUGGGAUAAUUCUGUUAAUAAUUCUACGGAAUAUAAUUAUGGCAAAGAACCUCGUAGAUGGCGAGGCCGUCGUUCCCCAAGUUCUCAAGCUGAUAAUGAGAAAUCUGACCAUAAACUUCCUUUUAAUUUGCCUAAAUUAACCGACGCAGAUUUUCAGGCCUUGCCAUCUGGAUCACGUUUAUUUUUAGGAAAUUUGUCUACACAUUCCACUUCAAAAAAAGAACUUUACGACAUUUUUUCCCCUCACGGGGAAAUCUUGCAAAUAUCUAUAAAAAAUAGUUUUGGUUUUGUUCAAUAUAAUAACCCAGAAAGUGUUAAAAAAGCUAUUGAGAAGGAAAACGGUUUGGAAGUCUCCCAUGGUAAACCGUGGCAUCAUAUACCACCGAAUGAGGAUGGGUCCAAACCUUCAUUUGCUAACCGGCAAGAAAAACAUUGGAAUCAAAGAGGAUGUAAGGAAGAUUGGUACCAGAAUGAUCGUGAUUAUCCUCUAGGACGAGGGCAUCAAGGUCAAUCUUAUCCAGAUCGUCGAUAUGAUGAUUACGAUCGUCGGAAUACUGAUUAUAAAUUUGACCGUCGUGCUUCAUAUGAUUCAAGAGGUGGCUACGAAUAUUCUGAUCAGAGAGAUUAUCGUUCUCCACAAGAAUAUCGUGGUGAUUAUAAAGAUGAACAUGAAUAUCGACCUCGGGACGAUAGAGGAUAUCGUCGUAGUUCAUAUCGUGAUGAGCAUCGCGAUGAAAGAUAUGCGCAACGUUCAAAGCCCUAUAGAAUCCCUUCUAGGGAUUACAUGGAACGAAGACAAAGUCGUGACCAUCCUUAUCGAUCUCAAUCUCAUGAUGAACCUGAUGAUGAGUUUCCCUUACCUCGGCGCCAAGGAAAUGAUGUCCCUGAAUGUCAAAUAAUCGUACUUGAAGAAGUGGAACGUAAUUUUCUUUGGCAAGUAGAAAGUUCUUUCCGCGAAGCAAAUAUCACUGUUCAUACCCUUCAUUUAUCUCGAAAACUUCAUAUUCAAGCUGUUAUUCGCCAAAUGAUUGUUGAAGGAGUUCAUGCGGUUGUUUUCAUGGAACGGCACAAUGCAAUAAACGGUCGUGUAAAUAUGCAAAUAUUCGAUCAAUCUCGAGUAAGAGAUAAUGUCAAAUACGAUGAAUACAAUAAUAUUAAAGUUGACGAAGCAGUUAACCUUUUAUUGAGAACUCGAAUUCUGCAACGGCAGGGCGAUCUUAGACCGCCAGAUAACCUAUUGCUUAGUGGUCAACCAAAUUUAUCACAAUCACAACAAGGACAGCCAGGUCCAACUGGGCUUCAUCCAAUAUCUUUAAGCAACGUUAAUUUUGCCGCACUUGCAAAUCUCCUUGGGACUCUUCAGCAACAACAACCCCCCACUAAUCCUAACCAGGGAAUUCAACCAAUGUCGAUGAUUCCUUUAGGAGGUAUUCAACCUUCUCAACCAGGUUUGUUGAACCAACAACAGCCUCAAAACAUCGAUGUUCAACAAUUACUUAGACAACUUACACCCCAAAACACCGGACUUCCAAACCAACCUCCUUUUAUGCCUGUGCCCCCACAUAUGGCACCUAACCUUGGCCCACCACCUUCGCCCUAUAAUGCCCCGAUGGUGGGUCAACCUCCCAAUAUCGUUCCUCCUAACCCAAUUACACCUAAUGGAUUGUCCCUAACUCAGCAUCAAUCUCAACAUAUUAAUCCCAAUGUACCACAAUUUUCAACCACAAUUUCUACUGCUUCUAAUGUGACAGACUUAAUGGCACAGUUUAAGCAAUAUAGCAAUCAGCGCUAA
Messenger RNA from Cetraspora pellucida, 2637 nucleotides. The record is from the annotation of a GenBank genome assembly. Lineage: Eukaryota; Fungi; Glomeromycota; Glomeromycetes; Diversisporales; Gigasporaceae.